Harpegnathos saltator (Jerdon's jumping ant) is the source of this 3335-nucleotide messenger RNA. RefSeq names its product RAS oncogene family member Rab14 (gene Rab14). The record is from RefSeq and is a predicted model, not a curated record. Gene Ontology annotation, cellular component: recycling endosome; phagocytic vesicle; trans-Golgi network. Lineage: Eukaryota; Metazoa; Arthropoda; Insecta; Hymenoptera; Formicidae. The transcript is spliced from 7 exons. Gene Ontology annotation, molecular function: GTP binding; GTPase activity. Gene Ontology annotation, biological process: endocytic recycling; Golgi to endosome transport; defense response to bacterium. The coding region runs from base 653 to 1309 and encodes 218 amino acids.
AUGUGCGCGAUUAGCACGGAACGAGCGCAUAGAGAAACCAGCCACACGGACCUGAAAUAAAAUACGUUACAUUGUUUGUCAUCGCGUAUCAAACGCAAUUAAUUACAAUUUCUUGCGUUUCGUCCGAAUACACGAAUACUCGCUUAAGUAGGCCACUUUGAGCGAAUAUUCCGUCUCCGACUCAAGUAUUUCAUCCGACCCGUACUUCAGGCGGCUGACGUCGAGCAGCGCCUGACGUGCGAAGUUAGCUUCUCUUCAGUUGAGCGUUAACGAGAGCGAAGUUAGCGGCAGUGCGCGGCCGAGGCGAGACGCACGUACAAGCGAACGGAUAAGGACGUAGCGUUGCAGCAGGCCAGCGGGUGACAGGUGGUUUGACGUUUUACCAGCCGCCAUCGUCAUUAACGCGACUACGACCUGCCAUAUUGUGCGUGACACAUACGAGGGGGAAAGGUUGCCGCGUCUGAAAGCGAACAGCAGUCCGACACGAUAGCCGUCGUCGAAGCGACUCGCCGCCGUGCGAUUCGAUGGCCGAGUGAGUCGUCCUGUGGAACAACCUCGUCGUGUACCACCAAGCACGGCCAUUCGUCUCGAUUUCUGUUCAGCGGCUGAUAGCAGCUUUCCUUUACGCUGCGCCGAUUCAUAAGCGUGCAAUAUGUCGACCGGUCCAUAUAAUUACUCCUAUAUUUUCAAAUAUAUCAUCAUAGGAGAUAUGGGUGUAGGCAAAUCUUGCCUACUUCAUCAGUUUACAGAAAAGAAAUUUAUGGCAGAUUGUCCACAUACCAUUGGCGUUGAAUUUGGCACUAGGAUUAUUGAAGUAGCAGGACAGAAGAUAAAACUGCAGAUAUGGGACACUGCUGGGCAAGAACGAUUUAGAGCAGUUACCAGAUCAUAUUAUCGAGGCGCAGCUGGAGCAUUAAUGGUGUAUGAUAUCACACGCCGUUCAACUUACAAUCAUCUCAGUAGCUGGCUGACAGACACAAGAAAUUUGACAAAUCCAAGCACUGUUAUAUUCUUAAUUGGUAACAAGAGUGAUUUAGAGGGUCAGCGCGAUGUUACCUACGAGGAAGCAAAACAAUUUGCCGAUGAACAUGGCUUAAUGUUCGUCGAAGCUAGCGCAAAAACCGGACAUAAUGUGGAGGAAGCUUUCUUGGAAACUGCAAAGAAAAUAUUCCAGAGUAUACAAGACGGCCGAUUGGACUUAAAUGCAGCAGAAUCCGGCGUUCAACAUAAUCCCAGUCAACCAGGUCGCACCAGUCUCCAAGGAGUGUCUAAUGAACAGCAGGGAGGGAAGGAUUCCUGCUCUUGUUAGGUCAUUAUUUGUUUGUAUAUAGAUAUAUUAAUUGAUCGGUACUAUUAAUGCAUAUAUGAUUUAUACUAAGUGUAGUAAGCAGAUUGUCUCGUAACCUGUAUCCUCCCUUUGAUAAGUGAAGUCUAUUUGAGAGAAACGGAACAUACACAUUUUUGUUUUCUUUUUAAUUAAUUAGCAUCGUUUUACAGUAAUACGAUGUUAUAAAUACACGACACAAUGUAGAGACGUACAUCGUCGUAAAAGUAAUUCCAACAAUGCUAUCGAUUUUUGACGCAGCAAGUAUAAUAAAACCGAUGGAACGGCUUUUUUAUGAUUAUUGCAACUUGCAUAAUAUUUUGUAUACUUUAUGCAUUUUGUUACGAAGCCAAGCAAGGAUGGAUAAUCCGUUUAGUGCGGUGCGUGUGUAAGUGCCGAUCGCGCGAACCUUGUUCGAGGCUAGGAACUUCCCGUAAAAAUUGCUUAAAAUCGAAUACAAGCGAUAAGGCUUAUAUUCAGCUGAUUCGUAGCCGAUUCAUGGGAGGAUUACAUAUUUGUUAGUUAUGUGAUACGCAAAUUCUUGCUUUCGGAAACUUAACGAAAAUUUUAUCAGACACGCAACGAAUGUCAAUCGCUUUCUUUAAACCGCUUUCUGUUUGCUAAGAAUAAAAAUGUGCACGCUCAUGCGAGCUGAUUUUAGUUAUUUGCGAGACCGACUAUAAACGGAGAGAGAAAAAGUAGGGAUCAAUUUUCUUUUUUCUUUAUAUUUAAAAGAUAUAUCUAUUCUUGAUGAAACGUAAAUAUACAUACAUAUAUAUACAUAUAUAUAUAUAUAUACACAUCAAAAUGUAUUAAACUUGACAUGUGUUUUAGUAAGAUGCUAAGAUAGAUGCUAUUCGCCUUUCUUCUCGUUGUUUGAAAUAUUGAAAUGUUUGAUUUAGCAAGCCUACGUUAGCGCAAAUAAUUUGUAUCGCACUUGAAUAUCACGCGAAUGUAGUGUAGCUUCGAAUGUAUGUGUUGUCACGCGUUUCACAUUUUUUUUACUUGUAUGCUCUUUUGAUACAUUAUGUAAUUUAGCGUACGUUUCUCAGUUUGAGAGCAAACCGCGCGGAAUCUGAAAAUUUUCGUUUACUGGGGUAUCGUCUGUCACAUUGCGGCCUCAUGCGGACAUUCAAACGUCGGUAUACUAAUUGGUGCGCUUCUCGCGAAGUUACACAAGCUCUGUCUUGUUAUGAAUUGAUGUGUGGUACAAAUAUGUGACGUUGACAUGUACGAGACGCGCGGAGAAAGAAAGGCAGAAGGCGAGAUCUCGCACGGCACACACGCAAUGAUCUAAUGUUCUCGUCAGUGUUAUGUGACUUGUGAACGAUUUGUAUGAGUGGCGUGAAAAGAGCAUGCGAAGAAUCGCCCGAAUCGAAGAAUCGGAAUCAGAAUAAUCUGGACCAAAGUUUUAACGAAUCUGUUCGGUCUACAACGGGCGGUUGUUUCGGCAUAUCCUGUGUUAAUUUUAUGUACUGUAUAUUCUCGGAGUAUUUUCAAAGGAGACACGCGAUGCGAAAUAGAAAUUUAGGAUAGUGUUAUAUGCGCCGUUCUUCGUGUCGUGUAAUCACAGUAGCACUUGAUGAUCUUUUCGCGUAACAGAGGUUCACUUUCUCACGUAUCUUUGUUAUAUUUUUUGUAUCUUGUACAUACAACGAGUAUGAGAGAAUGCCAGGGAAUAAAUAUACUUCUACAUGGUGCUUCGACGAAAGAGAAGAAUGCCACUCUUGUUUUAUCACGGCGAGCUUUCUCUUCGCUGUGUGUGUCUGAGCGGUUGAUUCGUUAAUAUAAUACACACACACACACACACAUGAAAAGCUUUCUUUCGCGUAGUAUUAUCUCUUGCAGAAAUCUCAGUUCCCUCGCGAUAGUUUAUUUCGUUGGAUUGACAUGUGGAGAGAGAGAGAGAGAGAGAGUCGAGUGUUAAUAUUAACCGAGAGAUCUUCCUUCAGUAAUUGACAAGCGAAAUCAAAACUUCUAAAUUUGUAGAGCAAUAAUUUUUUUUUUUUUU